CCCCCCUCCUUCUUUUCCUUCACUUCUGGGCAAAUGAUCCGCACAGUAGGAAUUGCCUCAACAGCACUUUUAAGACCUGCCGCGGCCGCCAUCCGAUCUACCAGGUCUAUCCACACCGGUGCCAGCAAUGGAGUCACUAACCACCUGUCACACACAACACAUUCAAAGAUCUUGAAAGGAAGAGAUCUUGCUGUUUUGUCACUCCCAGCUACCAUCCGCCCUUACUCGUCUUUCCCUCGUGCUGGACUCCGGAGUGUUCCUCUCGCAGCUGUAGCGCUUAUUUUGGGCGGGUUGACACUUACAGUCAUGGGACUCUGGCAGUUCUACACCUCGGGCGUUAACGUCUUCCCAGAAGCCAUCCGUAACGAUCUUCGCAAGGCGCUUUAUUAUCAAAAUUAUGGCAACGAUAGGGAAAAGGCUGUUGCUUUUUAUCGUAGCGCACUUAACGCAGCUAUGCAUCAUCCGGAUCUGAGGGUCGACGGUCCAGAGGUGACGGGAAUCAUGAUCCAGCUUGGCACGAUGUUUCAGGACAUGGGCCGCACGCACGAAGCUAUCGACGUGCUUGUGAUGACAUUUGAAUGCCUCGUCCAUGGCCGGACCGUGGGUAGAGGAAAUGACUUCACUAAGACGGAUAUUGGUGUGAACGACAGCCAAUUUAUAGAGCAGGGGCAGCAGGAUCACGGCAUUGAAACACAGUUUGAUCAACCUACGGAACAACCGCAAGUGCAGCAUGGGCUAAGGGUUAUGGAUGGGACUACACGACUCAAGGCAAUUGGAGUCGCACAAAAGCUGGGUGAUUUGUAUCACUCUAUCAAGAAGGAUAAGCAAGCAGAGCAGUACUAUCUUUGGUCUAUCGAGCAGCUGAUGAAGAAGCACUACGAGAUCGAGAAGCACACUGGAGACAAUUCCGGAGAAGAAGGCUUGCGGAACGCGAGGGAUCAAGACGCCUUGCAGCAGCAAUUCAACUUUGAAAAGCUACCAAGCUGGAUGACCAAAAUGGACUUGGGCGCCAGUUUAGAAGCUUUGGGUGGAUUUUAUACCAGUAAAGGCAUCUACUCGAAUGCACUCCCGCUCUACAUGCGUGCAUUGUCUUUGGUUGAUGAACGUUCGUGCCACGCAGCCGUGUUAAUGUGCAACAUUUCAGAUGCGUUUGCGGGAUUAGGCAAUAUUGAAGAUGCAACAGGAUGGGCUGAGCGAGGGCUUAAGGUCGGGACCAGCAGCAGUGGCCAGGAGUGCGAUGAAGGCUGUGGAGUUCUAUUGUACAAUCUCGGGAUGCUUCAUGAGGUGCGAACGAUUUUUCUGCACCUGCAUUUCUUUUGUUUGCUCAUUCGUUCCCUCAAUAUACACUUACUGGAAAUUGUUGUUGAUUGUGCUGAAACCAUAGAUGAGGGGCGAUAUUCUGAGGGCACGGGAUUACUAUAGACAAUCCAAGCAGCAUGGACUGAAGACGGGCUUUAACCAGUGCAUUGUUGAAUCGAACAAGGCCUUGGGGCGCAUUAAGGAGGCCAACGAAGGCAUGCAGCCAUAGAGGCUUAUGGUGCCUGAAGGUGAAAUUAGAAAGGCAUUUCCGGCGUCCUGGGUAUUUGUGUCUAUCAUAGGGAGGGAUGACGGCUACCUCAAAAGUUGCUGUCUGAGUGAUGUGUCAGAAUGCUAAAAUAAAUUCGUGUUGAACGCUGGCCCUACGCGUGC
This is a messenger RNA of Gamsiella multidivaricata, 1689 nucleotides long. RefSeq lists its product as uncharacterized. Gene Ontology annotation, molecular function: protein binding. Lineage: Eukaryota; Fungi; Mortierellomycota; Mortierellomycetes; Mortierellales; Mortierellaceae. Bases 34 to 1422 code for a protein of 462 amino acids. The record is from RefSeq and is a predicted model, not a curated record. The transcript has 3 exons.